Messenger RNA from Saccharomyces paradoxus, 411 nucleotides. RefSeq names its product histone H3 (gene HHT1). The transcript has a single exon. Gene Ontology annotation, molecular function: DNA binding; structural constituent of chromatin; protein heterodimerization activity. The record is from RefSeq and is a predicted model, not a curated record. Gene Ontology annotation, cellular component: nucleosome. Gene Ontology annotation, biological process: rRNA transcription. Lineage: Eukaryota; Fungi; Ascomycota; Saccharomycetes; Saccharomycetales; Saccharomycetaceae. Bases 1 to 411 code for a protein of 136 amino acids.
AUGGCUAGAACAAAGCAAACAGCAAGAAAGUCAACUGGUGGUAAGGCCCCAAGAAAACAAUUAGCUUCUAAGGCUGCCAGAAAAUCUGCUCCAUCUACCGGUGGUGUUAAGAAGCCUCACAGAUAUAAGCCAGGUACUGUUGCCUUGAGAGAAAUCAGAAGAUUCCAAAAAUCUACUGAACUAUUGAUCAGAAAGUUGCCUUUCCAAAGAUUGGUUAGAGAAAUUGCUCAAGAUUUCAAGACCGACUUGAGAUUUCAAUCUUCUGCCAUUGGUGCUUUACAAGAAUCCGUUGAAGCCUACUUGGUCUCUUUGUUUGAAGACACCAACUUGGCUGCCAUUCACGCUAAGCGUGUUACCAUCCAAAAGAAGGAUAUCAAGUUGGCUAGAAGAUUAAGAGGUGAAAGAUCAUAA